AUCCUCAUGAUAUAAUUGUGACCAAAAAACAUCCUUCUAGUAUCCCAAAACUUGCAUAAGCAUCCUUCUGUUAACUACUGUUAAAAACUAACAGAAAGAAAAACAUGUGCCAAGCACAUGACUUCCCCAAAUCCCCAUACAUUGUACUAUUGAUUUCCUCCCAAAUCCUGCCCGAUCAGCUUCCAAAAACAAAAUUUCAUCUUCUUCUGAACUUAAGCAACUAGACAAGUUCUUUUUCAACAGAAGAACUGAAGCUGGGGUUAUUUUCUAUCUCCUCUUUCCUUGCCUCACAAACAAGGUAAACAAAAUAGUCAUUGAAGAAGUUUUGGUUUUACCAUUACUGUAGUAUAUUUUUUAUUUCUCAAACUAAACAUCGUUUUCAUUCUCAAUAACAUCAGAUUUUGUAGGUUGAAAAACAAGAAACAAUACGAAGAAUGUUGGCUCGAAGAUUAACUGACAGAUCUGUCACACCCAACUAUGAUCCUAUUUCUGAGGCAUCCCUUUUCACAAUUAAAGUACAUCAUGGCGGAUCAUUUGUGCGUGGUCCGACAAGAGGCUACAUAGGUGGGAAAGUUGUAUUUUUUGACUAUGUAAACAGAACAAUGAUAAGCUUAUCAGAUUUUAAAAAUAUGGCCGAACAAUGUGGUUAUGACAAGGAGUCUGUGGUGUUCUGGCACAAGUAUGGUUUAACCCUUUAUAAGGUUCGGUUAGUUGGUAGCAACAUUGAAGUAGCUAAAUUUGCUACUUGCAUUCCAAAGGAUAGAGUGAUUGAGAUAUAUUUUGAACAUUUGAAUUUCUAUCAUGAUGAUCAUCAACAUUGCGAGAAGACGGGAAUGGAUUCUUUGCCAACAAGUGAUACAGAAGCAAAUAGUGAUGAUUCUCAUGAUGAUGAUUUUGAAGAUUUUGAUUAUUCAUUAGAGGAAGAUGAUAUAUUAUUUUCUAAAUAUAUUGAUCCUUCUGCUGAAUCUUUUGGGAUCAAUAUAAAUCAGAGACAUGAGAAAAAUGAUGUAAAUCAAGAUUAUGUAAAUGAAAAGAUGCAGAAUGUGGAAGGUGAUUCAGAUUGUGUAGAUUCUGAUGAUACAGGGAGUUUAAAUAGUGAUUGCAAUUCUGAAAAUGAAGAUUCUAACUUUCCGAAGCACAAUCCAAAAACGGAUGCCCUUAAUCCCAAAUUGGAGUUGGGACUGAUAUUCGGUAACAAGAAAGAAUUCAAAGAAGCUGUGAUUGCAAAUCAAGCCAAAAUAGGAAAGUCAAUUGAGUGGAUCAAAGAUGACAGAAGAAGAGCAAGGGCCAAAUGUAGGAAAAAUGGAUGUAACUGGAGGAUAUUGGGUUCAUCGAUGCAAAGGGACACAUCUUUUCAAAUAAAGACGUUUGUCCCCAACCAUACUUGUUUUGGGUGGAAUUAUAACAACAAAAAUAUCACUUCCAGUUGGAUUGCAAGGAGGUAUGUUGAUAGAGUUAGAUCAAAUAAGAAUUGGAAAACAUCAGAAUUUAGAGAUACAUUGAGUAGGGAAUUACGGCUACAUGUAAGUAUGCAUCAAGCAAGAAGGGCAAAGGAAAAAGCUAUUGCAAUGAUCGAUGGAGAUAUAAACGUUCAGUUUAGUAUAUUAUGGAAUUAUUGCAAUGAAAUUGUUCGAACCAAUCUUGGGACUUCCGUUUUCCUGAAAGUAACUCCAAAUGAGAUACCUAACAAGUUGAUGAGAUUUCAAAGGUUUUAUAUUUGUUUUGCAGCAUGUAAAGUAGGAUUCAAGGCUGGUUGUAGGAAGAUUGUUGGGGUCGAUGGGUGUUGGCUGAAGGCCACCAUGUAUGGGGCACAGUUAUUAUCAGCGGUUACUUUGGAUGGAAAUAACAACAUCUUUCCAAUAGCUUAUGCAAUAGUUGAGAAGGAAAAUAAGGAAACAUGGUGUUGGUUUUUAACAUAUUUAAUGAACGACCUUGAAAUUGAAGAGCAAUACCUGUGGACUUUUAUGUCAGAUAAGCAAAAGGGACUUCUUGAAGCUUUUGAAUUAGUGUUGCCUGAUGUUUCUCAUAGAUUUUGUGUGCGACACUUGCAUAACAAUUUCAAGAAAGCUGGGUUCUGUGGAAUGGCAUUAAAAAAUGCUCUUUGGAAGGCAGCUUUAGCAACAACUGUUGACAGGUUUGAUGCUUCUAUGGCUGAUUUGUUUGAGUUAGAUAGAGAUGCUUAUGCAUGGCUUUCUACGAAAUUGCCUAGUGAAUGGUCAAGAUCACAUUUCUCUCCGCUUCCGAAGUGUGACAUUCUUUUGAACAAUCAAUGUGAGGUGUUUAAUAAGUUUAUUCUUGAUGCGAGAGAUAAACCAAUUAUUAAACUUUUGGAAACCAUUAGGCAUUUGCUCAUGACAAGAAUUAACUCAAAUAGGGAGAAAGCUGAAAAGUGGAAUUUGGGUGAUAUUUGUCCUACUAUUAAGAAGAAGUUGACAAAAAUUAUGGAGGAUGCUGCCACUUAUAUUCCUAAAAAGUCGAAUAUGUGGAACUAUGAAGUGAUUGGACCUGUUGAAGGUGAUACUUGGGCUGUUGAUUUAUAUAACAGGACAUGUAGUUGUAGGCAAUGGGAACUUUCGGGUAUCCCUUGUAAGCAUGCUAUAUCAUCUAUUUGGUUGAAAAAUGAUGAAGUUUUAAACUAUGUCGAUGAUUGUUACAAGGUCGAGACAUAUCAAAAAAUUUAUGAAGUUCCAAUAUUGCCUAUGAAUGGUCCUGAUUUAUGGCCGAAGUCACAGAAUCCUCCACUAUUACCACCUUUAUACUUGAAAAAGACAAAGAAAGGGAAGAAACAAAAACUAAGAAAGAAAGAAGAUGAUGAAUCGGGAGCUAGCAGGAUGAAGUUAAAAAGGAAACAAAAAUCAGUUCAUUGUAAGAAAUGUGGUAGGCCUGGCCAUAAUAGUAGAACUUGCACUCCUUCAUCUGAUGCCGUUGAAAUUCAUCCAUCGGACCAUCCUUGUAGUUUGGACUCCAUCAUGAUCGAGAGAGCAUCAAGUUAUCAUAAUGUGGAAAAGCUACCUGUUAGAAAAGGCAAAUCUCAAGUCGGCCAUCAAAGUUACAUUUUCCAGACAUCUCAAAAUGGCAGGAACGAUUGAAGAAAUUACUUCUUUUUUAUUUAUUGAGUUAUUUUUGUUCUUGUAUAUCAAACUGAUGAUAUGCUACUGGUUUUUGCUGUUCAUUUACUUAUUCUGUUAAUUUAAUGGUACUAGACUCUGUUUCUACUUA
Solanum tuberosum (potato) is the source of this 3219-nucleotide messenger RNA. RefSeq lists its product as uncharacterized. Gene Ontology annotation, molecular function: zinc ion binding; transposase activity; DNA binding. NCBI's taxonomy places the organism in Eukaryota, Viridiplantae, Streptophyta, Magnoliopsida, Solanales, Solanaceae. The record is from RefSeq and is a predicted model, not a curated record. Gene Ontology annotation, biological process: DNA transposition. The transcript is spliced from 3 exons. The coding region runs from base 435 to 3089 and encodes 884 amino acids.